Molecule: messenger RNA, 901 nt
Organism: Macadamia integrifolia
Lineage: Eukaryota; Viridiplantae; Streptophyta; Magnoliopsida; Proteales; Proteaceae
Product: bifunctional bis(5'-adenosyl)-triphosphatase/adenylylsulfatase FHIT
Exons: 5
Coding region: 86-733 (215 amino acids)
Molecular function (GO): catalytic activity
Source: RefSeq, a predicted model, not a curated record
AAUUAAAAGACGGCUAAUGCUGCUCUAAUUGGGCAGAAUGUGAGCUGAAGUUUUUCACUCUCGUGCCGGAGCUAUUACACGGCUAAUGCUACUCCCACAAGCGCUGUCUUCCAAAUGCGCAAUUGCCAUAUCUAAAUCCCAGAGAGCAUUUUUGAGGAAGCCCUCUAUCAACACUUCGUUCAUCACCUCCUUUCAUAUCUCUUGCCGCACAGUCAAAACCAGUACCAUCCCAUUAAGGUCUAAGCACUCAGAGAUGACGGAAUCUGAAUUUAAUUAUACAUUUGGACCGUAUAAGAUCAACCAGCGAGAAGUAUUUUACUCAACUGAUCUGUCCUAUGCUAUGGUUAAUCUUCGGCCUCUUAUGCCUGGUCAUGUGCUUGUUUGCCCAAGGCGUGAGGUCAAGCGGUUUGUUGAUCUCACUGCCAAUGAGACCAGUGAUCUGUGGCUCACUGCCCAGAAGGUUGGUAGUAAACUUGAGCAUCAUCACAAAGCAUCUUCACUUACAUUUGCAAUCCAAGAUGGGCCUCAAGCAGGACAGACCGUACCUCAUGUGCACAUACAUGUUCUCCCACGAAAAAGUGGUGACUUCGAGAAAAAUGAUGAAAUAUAUGAUGCUAUAGACCUGAAGGAAAAGGAAUUGAAGCAGAAACUUGACUUAGAUAAGGAAAGGAAGGACAGGACCUUCGAGGAAAUGGCUCAAGAGGCAGAUGAAUAUAGGAUGCUUUUCUUGUAGAAUUCGCAGAGCACAGAGUUCUCAUUUCGCUUUCCUCUGAUCAGCGUUUAGUACAUUUCAUAGUAACCCGAAACAAUAUCUGUUUAUUUAAUUUUAGUCAGGCCUAUAGACUUGCAUAUUGCUUCCCAUAUAUUGAUCUGAAUGGAAGGUGUGAUGCUUAUCCAUGGA